UCGCCAGAUACGACCCAUGGAAGCGCUCUCCAUCAACGACGUCACGCCUGUGGCGAUCGACGACGCGACGGCCCCGGGCCUCGCCCAGCACAAGACCGCCAUCCAGGGCCUCUUCAAGCGCCGCCGCGUCCGCGUCAAGGAGCUCCUCGCCGCAGGCCUCUCGACCGUCGGCCACACGGUGACGGUCAAGGGCUGGGCCAAGACGCUGCGCGAAGCUGGCGCCGGCGCCUUCGCCUUCCUCGAGCUCAACGAUGGCUCGUGCUUUACGGGCCUCCAGAUCGUGGUCGCCAAGGACGUGCCGGGCUUUGAGGCGCUCAUCAACUCGGGCGGCACUGGCGCGAGCUUUUGCGUUGUUGGCACUGUGGUCGAGAGCCCGGCCAAGGGCCAGCUCAUCGAGGUCAAGGCCACCGAGGUGACGCUCUACGGCGACGUCGCGGACCCCUCGACGUACGCGCUCUCGAAGAAGCGCCACACGCUCGAGCAUCUGCGCGAGCACGCGCAUCUGCGCCCGCGCUCCAACAUCCACUCGGCGGCGAUGCGCGUGCGUAACGCGAUGGCCCAGGCGACGCACUCGUUCUUCAACGAGCGCGGCUUCCUCUACAUCCACACGCCGCUCAUCACGGCGUCCGACUGCGAAGGCGCUGGCGAGAUGUUUGCCGUCACGACGCUCUUCAACCACGUCAAGGACGGCAACGUGCCCAAGACGGCCGACAACAAGGCGAUCGACUUCUCCAAGGACUUCUUUGGCAAGCCGUCGUACCUCACGGUGUCCGGUCAGCUGAACGUCGAGACGCACUGCUGCGCGCUCUCGGACUGCUACACGUUUGGCCCGACGUUCCGCGCCGAGAACUCCAACACGGCGCGCCACCUCGCCGAGUUUUGGAUGAUCGAGCCGGAAAUCGCGUUCGCCGACCUCAGCGACGACAUUGACCUCGCGGAAGACUACCUCAAGUACUGCGCGCAGUACGCGCUCGACAACUGCGCCGAGGACCUUGCGUUCUUCGACAAGAACGUCGAGAAGGGCCUCCUCGAGCGCCUCCAGUCGACGAUCGCGUCGCCCUUUGUGCGUCUCUCGUACACGGACGCGAUCGAGCUCAUCAACAAGCCCGAGAACCUCAAGAAGGGCAAGUUUGAGAAGAAGCCCAAGUGGGGCGACGACCUCGGCUCGGAGCACGAGCGUUUUAUCACGGAGCAGAUCUACAAGAAGCCGGUCGUCUUGUACGACUACCCGAAGGAGAUCAAGGCGUUCUACAUGCGCUUGAACGACGACGGCAAGACGGUCGCGGCCGCCGACGUCCUUGUGCCCAAGAUUGGCGAGAUCAUUGGCGGCUCGCAGCGCGAAGAGCGCCUCGACGUCCUCGAAGCGCGCAUCAAGGAAGCCACGGGCCACGAUCCCGCCGAGUACGGCUGGUACUGCGACCUCCGCCGCUACGGCACGGUGCCGCACGCCGGCUUUGGCUGCGGCUUUGAGCGCCUCGUGCGCUUCGUCACGGGCAUUGAGAACAUCCGCGACGUCAUCCCGUUCCCGCGCUGGCCCUCGAACGCGUCGUUCUAAACAACCCUCUUCUUACGACGCAUGACUACACUCCUUUGUAUAAUCACAUCCUGUCUUAUGGCUCAUCGUA
Messenger RNA from Saprolegnia diclina VS20, 1625 nucleotides. Its product is annotated as asparaginyl-tRNA synthetase. Gene Ontology annotation, molecular function: ATP binding; asparagine-tRNA ligase activity. The record is from RefSeq and is a predicted model, not a curated record. Bases 17 to 1555 code for a protein of 512 amino acids. The transcript has a single exon. Lineage: Eukaryota; Oomycota; Saprolegniomycetes; Saprolegniales; Saprolegniaceae. Gene Ontology annotation, biological process: asparaginyl-tRNA aminoacylation. Gene Ontology annotation, cellular component: mitochondrion.